AUGGCCCUCACAGCAUCAGCACCUCAAGCUUCAGGAGAAGCAUGCACCCCCCCCUCACCCCUGCCUCAAAUGACACCCCUGCAAAUGUGGAGAGUGCCAGGCAGUGGUGGUGGUGUUGGACCAGAGGAGAGUGAGCAAGAGAGAGUGUGUGUGAAGAGCAGAAGCAUGGAGUGGGGUGGUGAACAGCACAGGGAGAUUGAUGUUGGGGAGCAUGAGUGCAAGGGCAGUAAGAUGGGGGAGAGUGAUCAUGUGGCCUGGUGGAGGAGCAUCAUGGAUGCCAAUGGUGCACCAUAUGAGGAGAGGGCACAGUGUAAGGAGCAUGAGGCAGAUGGAGAUAUGGCUGAGGUUGUAGAGUGUGAGCUCAGUGAGGUGCUCCCAGUGGAUGUGGUAAGGGUCAUCAAGGUAUUUGAAGAUGUUGAUGCAGGUGAUGAUGAGUCUGGAGAAGCUUAG
Molecule: messenger RNA, 450 nt
Organism: Guyanagaster necrorhizus
Lineage: Eukaryota; Fungi; Basidiomycota; Agaricomycetes; Agaricales; Physalacriaceae
Exons: 3
Coding region: 1-450 (149 amino acids)
Source: RefSeq, a predicted model, not a curated record